AUGGACAGCGCGGCCGCCGCCGCCUUCGCGCUGGACAAGCCGGCGCUGGGCCCGGGACCGCCGCCGCCCGCGCUGGGGCCCGGCGACUGCGCCCAGGCGCGCAAGAACUUCACGGUGAGCCACCUCCUGGACCUGGAGGAGGUGGCGGCCGGGCGGCUGGCGGCGCGGCCCGCGGCCAGGGCCGAAGCGCGCGAGGGCGCGGCGCGGGAGCCGUCCGGGGGCAGCAGCGGCAGCGAGGCGGCGCCGCAGGACGGCGAGUGUCCCAGCCCCGGGCGAGGUGGCGCCGCCAAGCGUAAGAAGAAGCAGCGGCGGAACCGCACCACGUUCAACAGCAGCCAGCUGCAGGCGCUGGAGCGCGUGUUCGAGCGCACGCACUACCCCGACGCCUUCGUGCGCGAGGAGCUCGCCCGGCGCGUCAACCUCAGCGAGGCGCGCGUCCAGGUCUGGUUCCAGAACCGCCGCGCCAAGUUCCGCCGGAACGAGCGGGCCAUGCUGGCCACGCGCUCCGCCUCGCUGCUCAAGUCCUACGGCCAGGAGACGGCCGUCGAGCAGCCGGUGGCCCCACGGCCCACCACCCUGAGCGCCGAUUACCUCUCCUGGCCGGCGUCGUCCCCUUACAGCUCGGUGCCACCCUACAGCCCUGGGGGCUCAGGCCCCACCACCCCAGGGGUCAACAUGGCCAACAGCAUAGCCAGCCUCCGCCUCAAGGCCAAGGAGUUCAGCCUGCACCACAGCCAGGUGCCCACUGUGAACUGACAGGCAGGGACCCAGCGGCCCUGGCCCGACACAGGAAAGAGGACAGCUGGACAGGAAGUGGCCCUCCUGUCCCUGUGCCCAGGGCUGGCCAGCGCUCCUACCCACAUCUCCAGCCUGGACUCCUGAGCCCAGAAGGCCCCGGGGCACCCAGAGUGCGGCUCGGCGCGUCUGUCGGCAGCGGCUGGAGACUGCCACCCUGGCCCGCAACGGGCUGGGCUGGACAGCGGGACGGGAGCCCGCCAAGGACCUCGAUUACUUUGUGUAUUAAAACCAAAAGGCUUUGUCUUUAAGAAAUAAAACCAUUUUUUUUUAAGCUCCAAAAGGUCGUGGGAGGGUGGAUAAGGGGAUCUGGGACCCUUCUCUGGCCUGCAGCAGUCACAGGGCCACCCUGGGCCUGGCUCAGACCAGCCGUCUCCGAGGCACACUCACACAGUCCCUUGGAACGUCGUCCACAGUCACCCUGCAGGGCCCACGGCUGGGGGCUGGGGUAGGGGACAGAAAUCUGCCCUGGGCUUCAUCUCCCGUUCUGAACCCUAAGGGACCCUUGCUGUGUGACGGGGCGGGGGCACCUCCACUCUAUGCUGGGACAGGAUAGACAGCCACUGAUUUCUGAGUGGCUGGAUGGAGUGCGGGCGAUGCUGGAUUAGGUUCCCCUCUUCCUGGGACACCGAGGCAUGGGACAGCUGUCCCCCCCAAACCCAUUCACAAACAAUAACUGGAGGUGGCAGAGGACACACGUGCCACCAGUGACACUGCUUAGGAGGGACCUGCAUAAUCUGGGUGGCCAGAGUGGACGGAGGCUGCCCCACCUCCUGCCGGCUCUUCUGGGUGCUCACCCUCCAGGGGAGGUGCAGACCCCAGCCCAGCCCAGGGGCACUGGACGAUCUGCACCCGGGAGCCUCAGGUUCAGACCCCAGCCCUGGGGUGGGGACACAGCCCGUGAUACCUGGAUGGGGGGAACACGAUGAGCAGAUUUGCCAUAUCUACCCAAAAGUGCUAGCCGUGGGCCCCAACUUCUAGAUGGCCUCAAGCAGGCAAAGCCUCGAUGCUAUUGCAGAACAUGUCGGCCGUCUCCCCUCAGCCGACACCCCACACACCUUUGUUUUGGUGCUAGGGACAGAACCCAGGGCCCCGCGUGUGCUCAGUAAGUGCUCUGCCACCGAGCUAUGCCUCCAGCCCUGAAGUCCUCGAUUCUGUUUGAGACGUCUGUAGCCACACUGAGGGACCUGGGGACCUCCCAUCCCUGCGGCCCCGACACACCCUUCAUUUGCUCCCCAUACUCCAUCUGCAGUUGGGCCAUGGGGACCUGGCUCCGGUGGCUUGAGCGUGGCCCCUUCAGAGGAGCAGGGUCAGUGGGCAGCUGUGGCAGGAGGCUCCUCGGAGGCAGGAGAGCCUGGGCUCCAGGACACCUGGCGAGGCCCAGAGCUCGAUGGCGACGCCUCCCGUCCUCCUGCCUCUCCGCCCCUCCUCACACCUUGAAGCUCCGUGAAGAGUGGGGCUGGGGCUACUGGCCAGAGAUGGGCUCCCACAGGUGGGGCCUGAAAGGUGGGUCCCAGGAGCGCCAGCCUUG
This is a messenger RNA of Marmota monax (woodchuck), 2326 nucleotides long. It is a transcript of the gene Prrx2, whose product is annotated as paired related homeobox 2. NCBI's taxonomy places the organism in Eukaryota, Metazoa, Chordata, Mammalia, Rodentia, Sciuridae. The transcript is spliced from 4 exons. Gene Ontology annotation, biological process: regulation of DNA-templated transcription. The record is from RefSeq and is a predicted model, not a curated record. Gene Ontology annotation, molecular function: DNA binding; DNA-binding transcription factor activity, RNA polymerase II-specific. Bases 1 to 756 code for a protein of 251 amino acids.